Messenger RNA from Ichthyophthirius multifiliis, 2116 nucleotides. Its product is annotated as zinc ZZ type family protein, putative. Gene Ontology annotation, molecular function: zinc ion binding. The transcript has a single exon. NCBI's taxonomy places the organism in Eukaryota, Ciliophora, Oligohymenophorea, Hymenostomatida. The record is from RefSeq and is a predicted model, not a curated record.
AUAUUUAAAAAAAAUAAAAAAAUUUAUAUAAAAAAAUGCUUAUAAAAAUCAAAUAUUUUUUCAAAACAAUACUGUUAAAAAGCGAAUUAGAAAGCUUUGAAUAAUUAGAAUAAUAAAUUAAAAACUAAUUAAAAUUAACUAGUUAAUAAUAGAUAUAAUUAAUACUCACAGACCCAUCAUUAGAUGAAAAAAUAAUUUAAUCUAACGAAAAUCUUGAAAAAAUAAAAGAAAAUUGCUAAAAAUUAUCCAUAACAGUAAUAAGUAUUAUAGUUAAUGAAAUAAAUAAUUAAAAAAAUUCCUAAUAAAUUAUCUAACCUUCAUCUUCUGAUGAUGAGAAGAAAGAAAAAAAAAUCAAAAAAACACAAAAAAGAACUAAACUCAUAAAAGAAAUAGUUAAUAUGGAAAUAAAAUAAUAGAUCCCUAAAAUUAUCUAAUAAAUAAAAAACGAGCUAUAGGAAAAAAAUAAAGAAUAAAAGUAACCUACUGAUGAACAGAAAGCUUUAGAAAAGUCCAUUAUACUUGAAAAAUAAGCUAUUCAUAGUGGAUUUACAUGUGAUGGAUGUGAAACUAACCCUAUAUUAGGUGUCAGAUAUAAAUGCUAUGUAUGUCCUGAUUAUGAUUUAUGUGAAAAAUGUGAGGCUAAGGAAAUACAUAACCAUCAUGCUUUUAUAAAAAUAAAAAAUCCAGAAUAAGCUCCUAAAGUAUUUGUAAGUUUAGAUGUUGAUGAAUAGUCUUUAUAAUUUUUGAAUUAAUAAUUUUCUAAUGGAUAAUCUGUGGUUGAUAUAAACAUUUAGAGCGAAAUUAAAAAAUUCUAAAAAAAAUAAGCAAAAGAAAAAUUGAGAUAAUAAAAAUUGGUUGAAAAAGAAAAAAAAGAAAUAGAAAAAUAAAAAAAAGAAAAAGAAAAUGAAAAAAAAGUAAAAAAAGUAAAAAAAGAACAAGAAAAAAAAGAAAAAAAAGAACUUAAAUAAGACCUAAAAAAAUAAGUAAAAGAAACCUAAGAACAUAAUCCUUAAAAAAUUAAAGACUUAGAAGUUGAAAAUAAUUCAUAAAUAGUCGCCUAAGUCGUAGGUGGAAAAUCUGAUGAAUACUCAGACUUAUGUAAUUAAAUGAAGGGAAAAAAAAUCGAAGAAAUCAUUGAAUAUGCCCUUUAGUUUAAAAAAUAAGGAUCUAGUACAUCUACUCCUUAAGAAUUUGAAACAUCAUAAGGUUCUUUGGUUAAUUAAGAUAAGAUUAAUGAUUCUCUUAUGUAAAAAGCUAUGUAGGUAGCUGAGAUUAUGGGAGGAAGUUUCUAGGAUUAUAUUAAUAUGAUUAAGAAUUUAGAUUCAAGUGAUUGCAUUUAGGAUAUUAUUGAAAAUUUGUUGAUUAAUUCUAACUAGAAUGUUUCUGUUUAGGAAAAUGGCUGUUUUGAAUAAUUAGAAUAAGAAGAACUUUUGAGAUUAUAAUAUGAUGAAGAAUUAAAAAUGCUUGAAUAAAUAAAAUAAUAAGAAGAAGAAAGAUUAAGAAAUGAAGAAAAAGAAAAUUUAAGAAAAUAGAAAGAGGAAUUAGAAAAAUAAAGAAAAGAAUAAGAAAAAAUAUAAAGAGAAGAAUAAGAAAAAUAAAGAAGAGAAGAAGAGGAAAGAUUAAGAAAAGAAGAAGAAGAAAGGUUGAGAAAAGAAGAAGAAGAAAGAUUAAGAAAAGAAGAAAUAGAAAGAUUGAGAAAAGAAGAAGAAGAAAGAUUGAAAAAAGAAGAAGAAGAAAGAAAAAUAAUUGAAAAAUAGGUAUAAUUAAAAAAAGUAAAAGAAGAAAAAUAAAAAAAAAUUGCUUAAAAAUAUACCUAAAAUCAUAUCCAAGUUGCCAAAGAAAUUUCCAAUAUUUUGGGAGGAGAAUUUGAAGAUUAUUUAUAAAUUUCUAAGGUCUUUUCGGAUUAAAAAUUUGAGUAUGUUAUUAAUAUGAUAAUUGAUGAUAGUACUUUAUUAGAAAAACAUAAAACUAAGCUUUGAUUAGUUUAAAAUUAACAAAAUAACUAUAAUAUGAAAACAAAUAAUUUUUUUUUAUAUAUACAUAAAAAUAUUUCAUAUUAUUUUUUUUUUAUUGAAAUAAAAAGUAUUUUUUUAAAUAUUUUUUUCUUUAGAUUUUC